Messenger RNA from Thunnus maccoyii (southern bluefin tuna), 1786 nucleotides. RefSeq names its product ZPR1 zinc finger (gene zpr1). Gene Ontology annotation, cellular component: nucleus; cytoplasm. NCBI's taxonomy places the organism in Eukaryota, Metazoa, Chordata, Actinopteri, Scombriformes, Scombridae. Gene Ontology annotation, molecular function: zinc ion binding. Bases 180 to 1514 code for a protein of 444 amino acids. The transcript has a single exon. The record is from RefSeq and is a predicted model, not a curated record.
GCGGAAGAGGAUGCGGAAGAGGAUGCGGAAGAGGCUGUAAGACACGCUGAAACAGACGUGUGCUGCGGGAGCAGGUUCGACGGGCUGUAAUCUAGAAAGUUCCAGUAAGUCACUGAAGGAGCAGCGACAGUGUAUGUAAACAGUUUGUCCAUAAAGGGAAACAUAUUCGACGUGGGAACAUGUCGGUCAUCUCUGAGGACAAUGUGCGCGGUGGGAGCGUUUUCAAGGAUAUCAGCGCCGACGACGAGGACUGGCAGCCCACUGAGAUAGAGAGCCUGUGUAUGAACUGCUACCAAAACGGUAUGACACGUUUGCUUCUCACCAGAAUACCUUUCUUCAAGGAAAUCAUCGUCAGCUCUUUCAGCUGCGGCAACUGCAGCUGGUCAAACACUGAAAUCCAGUCAGCCGGCCGGAUUCAGGAGCAAGGCGUUUGUUACACAUUGAAAGUCAAAACAAAACAAGACUUGAACCGGGAGGUGGUGAAAGCAGACAGUGCGACCACCAGGAUCCCUGAGCUGGAUUUUGAAAUCCCUCCCUUCACCCAGAAAGGCUCCCUUUCUACCAUUGAGGGCCUUUUAGAUCGAGCAGUUGCGGGGUUGGAGCAGGAUCAAGCUGUCAGACGGGCAACUCACCCUGAGGUGGCCGAGAAGAUAGACGAAUUCAUCCAGAAGCUGAGAAAGCUAAAAGAGGUCGAGAAUGAGUUCACUCUUGUGAUUGAGGAUCCAUCUGGCAACAGUUUUGUGGAAAAUCCACUUGCCCCUCAGAAAGAUGAGGCUCUCACUGUGUCUUCGUUCAAGCGGACCGCACAGCAGGACAUGCAGCUGGGAAUAAGAGCUGAUGAUGACUUGGAUGAGGAGGAGCCGCCCAGCAACGACCUGGAGGCCAUGAGAAAUGAGGUUUUAGUAUUCAACACCAACUGCCCAGAAUGCAACGCUCCAGCCUCGACCAACAUGAAGCUCGUCCAGAUCCCUCACUUCAAGGAAGUCAUCAUCAUGGCCACAAACUGCGACAGCUGUGGCCAUCGGACCAAUGAGGUGAAAUCAGGUGGAGCCACAGAGGAGCUGGGCACCAAGAUCACCCUGCACAUCACAGACCCGUCAGACAUGACCCGAGACGUGCUUAAGUCGGAGACGUGUUCCGUCCUCAUCCCCGAGCUGGAGUUUGAGCUGGGGAUGGCGGCUCUGGGUGGAAAGUUCACCACCCUGGAGGGGCUGCUGAAAGACAUCAAAGACCUGAUCGUCUCCAAAAACCCCUUCAUCUGCGGCGACAGCAGCACCACAGAUCGGGUGCAGAAGCUGAAUGAGUUCGGAGAGAAGUUGGAAAAGAUUAUCACCGGAGAGUUGGACGUCCACAUCAUCCUGGAUGACCCAGCAGGGAACAGCUAUCUGCAGAACGUGUACGCCCCGGAGCCAGAUCCUGAGAUGACUGUUGAGAAAUACACCCGCUCGGUGGAGCAGAACGAUGACCUCGGUCUGAAUGACAUGAAGACUGAGGGAUAUCAGGAGGAAGAUUGAUCUGCCAGCACCAGCUCAAAGGACUAUAUACAUAUAUAUAUAUAUAAUAAUGUCAUAAACCAGUGUAAUUAUAUCACUCUGUUUUCUGCCAUUUUCAUACAUUUUGAGUUAAACACUGGCUGAAUGUUGGUUUCCAUCAGUAUGUUGAUCAGCGAAAUAAAUUCUAAGUUGUCUAAAUUUACAGUGAGGAAAAAAACUAAACAUAAAAACACAGAAGUAACCUAAUUUGUAUCAUGCAAGGAUGCUGCCAUGAUUAAAGUUAAACCCUUGAA